Messenger RNA from Galleria mellonella (greater wax moth), 1025 nucleotides. It is a transcript of the gene Clc, whose product is annotated as clathrin light chain. The transcript is spliced from 6 exons. NCBI's taxonomy places the organism in Eukaryota, Metazoa, Arthropoda, Insecta, Lepidoptera, Pyralidae. The coding region runs from base 127 to 753 and encodes 208 amino acids. The record is from RefSeq and is a predicted model, not a curated record. Gene Ontology annotation, biological process: intracellular protein transport; clathrin-dependent endocytosis; clathrin coat assembly. Gene Ontology annotation, molecular function: structural molecule activity; clathrin heavy chain binding. Gene Ontology annotation, cellular component: synaptic vesicle membrane; plasma membrane; clathrin coat of coated pit.
GUAAAUAGUACAUUUUCUACGUCAUUCUGAGAUCUGUUCGCUUGCUUGUUUGAUUUCAUUCUCAUCACUUUAAUUUAAUUUUUACUUUCAUAAUUGCAGUUCGUGCAUUAUUAAAUAUAUAAUAAAAUGGAUGAUUUCGGCGAUAACUUUGUACAGCCCGAAGUAGACCCAGCAGCAGAGUUCUUAGCUCGCGAGCAAAACCAAUUAGCAGGUCUUGAAGAUGAGUUGGAAACUAGUGCUCCGCCCCCAAUAGUUUCAUCCACUACUAAUGGACUGGAUGAUUUUGUAGAAGUGCCCAGUGCUGCAGCAUUCGAUUCAAACGGUCUGUUGGAAGAAGAACCUACACCAACCCCAGUAUUCAGGCAAGAAAGAGAAGAGCCAGAAAAAAUCAGAAUUUGGCGAGAGGAACAGAAAAAGAGAUUAGAAGAGAAGGAUGCUGAAGAAGAAAAGAAGAAGGAAGAAAUGUUGAAGGUGGCAAAGAAAGAACUAGAAGAUUGGUACAAGACACAUGAAGAGCAGAUAGCAAAGACAAAGGCAGCUAAUAGGGAAUCUGCUAAGAAUGCUGAGAGAGCCCUAGCUCGCGGUUCAGAGGGGAAUGUCGAAGACGGCAACGAGUGGACCCGUGUGGCGGAACUGUGCGACUUCGGGCCUAGGCGAGGUCGCGACGUCGCGCGCCUACGCUCCAUCGUCCUGCAACUGAAACAGUCUGGCGUCAGACCCAAACACCCCCCACGUACUACUAAAGUAGCUUGAAUGGAGAGUUGAUGAUGGUAAUAUUAUAAAUAUCAGUCUUAGAGAAAAUCACAUAGAAAAAUAUAUACUUAUUGUGUACUCUCUAAUAAAAAUAUAAUUUAUAAAAUAAUCUUAUUAUUAUAAUCUGCAAUAUUGGAAUGUAACUGCUGUUUAUUACAUAAAUAUUGUUUUCUAUUUUAUUAAAGUUAAAAAUAUGGCUAACAUUAAGACUAGCUGGAGUAAAUUGUUUUUAUUUUGAUCAUAGUAUCUAAUAAACAUUCCAAAAAAGAAUA